Molecule: messenger RNA, 2708 nt
Organism: Trichomycterus rosablanca
Lineage: Eukaryota; Metazoa; Chordata; Actinopteri; Siluriformes; Trichomycteridae
Gene: rab35b
Product: RAB35, member RAS oncogene family b
Exons: 6
Coding region: 257-862 (201 amino acids)
Biological process (GO): endocytic recycling
Cellular component (GO): plasma membrane; endosome membrane
Molecular function (GO): GTP binding; GTPase activity
Source: RefSeq, a predicted model, not a curated record
UUCGCCUGUGUAACAGUGUAAGGGUUUGGUACCGAUAGCAUUAUCUUAGCUUCCCGAACGAAACUCCGUUUCCGCCCUGUGUGAAGCACCGAGCGGGGCAAAAAUUACACUCGCUUCCGCAGAAAACAAAAGGAUAAUUUGAUUUCUUUAACGGCGGGACAUCUGCCAACCGAAGUACUGCGAGCUCGGCUGAUGAGCCGGGAGAGGAGGAGCAGAGCAGUUGUGCAGGCGCGGCGGGUUAGCCGACAUUAGCGGCAUGGCUAGAGACUACGAUUACCUCUUUAAGCUGCUCAUCAUCGGCGACAGCGGUGUGGGGAAAAGCAGUCUGCUUCUGCGCUUUGCAGACAAUACGUUUUCAGGUAGUUAUAUUACCACUAUAGGUGUUGACUUUAAGAUCAGGACAGUGGAGAUCAAUGGUGAGAAGGUGAAGUUACAGAUCUGGGACACAGCAGGGCAGGAACGCUUUCGAACCAUCACCUCCACGUAUUACAGAGGGACCCAUGGUGUCAUUGUAGUAUAUGACGUCACCAGCGCUGAAUCUUUUGUCAACGUUAAACGAUGGUUGCAUGAAAUCAAUCAGAACUGUGAUGAUGUAUGUCGAAUAUUAGUGGGUAAUAAAAACGAUGAUCCAAACUCUAAAGUAGUGGAGACAAACGAUGCACAGAAGUUUGCAGAGCAGAUGGGCAUCCGUCUGUUUGAGACGAGCGCUAAAGAAAACAUAAACGUGGAGGAGAUGUUUAACUGCAUUACGGAGCUGGUGCUGCGGGCAAAGAAGGAAUCCGUGGCCAAGCAGCAACAGCAGCAACAGAAUGAUGUGGUCAAGCUCAAUAAAAACAGCAAACGAAAGAAAAAAUGUUGCUAGUGGAUUUUAAAAUCAACGGCAACCUUCACUGCAGAAUCCCUAUCAAAACAAGGACCAUGAUCACCUAAAUUAAGAGUGGAGAAAGAUUAAUAAAGAUAAAAUAAUGAUGAAAUGGAGAAAACAAAACAAGAAGUCCCUUUUGGACUCAGAAAUCAUGAAGACUUUUUUUUAAAGAAAAUGUACAGCUUUUACUAGAAUUAAGUUUUAUGUGGAAUUCAAAGGAUGUGGUAUUUAAUAAAAUAUCCGCCUUCUUUCUCGAAGGACCUCCAAGCUGACAUGCUCACCACCAUGUGCAGAUUUUAUAUGUAUUAAGAGUUAGUCUUUAGUAAACUUUUUUUGUUCCUGUAGCUUAUUUCUCUUCAUGUCUCUUUCUCAGGAGUGCUCAUUUAUUUGUGCAGUAAUGGAUUUUUCUUAAAUGCAAAAGUGACUGAUUUCGCAACACAAGCAGUUCAUAAUACAAACCGGUGCCAGCAGCAAAAAAUAACUAAAUUGGUAUUGGCUCACUUUUUUUGUUUUGUUUUGUUUUGUUUUUUGGGGGGUGGGGUCAUUUUUGCCAAACUUUACCAGGUAAUUUCAGAUAAAAAGAAAUACAUUUAUAUUUUCGGCAUUUAGCAGACACUUUUAUCCAAAGAGUUACAGUAUUGUGACAGUAUAUUGUCUGAGCAAUUGCGUGUUAAGGACCUUGCUCAAGGGCCCAACAGUGACAACCGGGCAGUGGUGGGGGUUGAACCAGCGACCUUUUGAUUACUUGUCCAGUACCUUACCUGCUAGGCUACAAACACCCUGUACAUACUGCGUUUCUUUCUGCAUUUGAAGGAAAGCAGUAGAAAAAAACCCAAUUCCCAUUAUGUUAAACUGGUUUGUAAGUAGAUGCUAUUUUUUACAGUCGUGCCACAGACUCUUAACCAUCGCCAUGCUAAUAUAUACUUGAGACUGCCAAAUUGGAUUAGAGUGUAGAUUGGUCUUGAACUGUUGUGAAACCUUAUUGCUCUUAAUGAGUAUCCACGACAGUCGGCUGUGUUCUGGCUUUUCCGUUCCUGGAGUUGUAUUGAGGGAAGAUAUACCUGUGUUUACUGUUACAAACAAGGAUACCUGCUUUUAAAAUAAAAUAAAUCCAUGUUCAGGUUGAGCUUAAGCAUAAAAUCACAAGCAUAUAAGAAUUACAAAACUGUUUUGAGCUUGAUUGUUGUCUGAAGGAGACUUCUUAAGGCUUGUUCUGCUCCAUAGUGCCAAGUGUUGUACAAAAUAAGAGGUAAAAUGAAAAGUUAAACAAGGUGCAGUAAAAGUGUUAGUGUUUAUUUACUGCUGCACAUUACAGAAGCUCAUUUGGGUUGGUGGUUCUUGUAUUUUGCAGACAGAUUCUGAUCUCUAGUGUUAAUGUGAAACUUGAUAAACUAUACAAGCCUGUCACAGCUUACAGGCCCAGACAGCCUCGUGAAUUAGUGCCAGAAUUCUCUGUUCUUAAGUACAACUAAAUACAGUAAAAUAAAAAAAAUUUCCAUUGCCCAGAAUCAAUACUGUGUUUUAGGGCAGUUUGAUUUCGGACGCUACGUUUUAUUCCCCCUGACCAUGUAGUACUCCUCCCUUAACCAAGCAAUGUAAUCAUGGCAACAUAUCCAGCUGUGUUUUAUUCGUUAUGUAUAUGUGUAUAUAUAAAUAUAAGUGUAUGGUUAGUAUAUAUGCGAUAGAUACUUGCACACACUCAUGCGAAUGUGCAUGUGUUCGUGCUAUGGUUGAAACACUUUUCAGCUGUGGUUCUACUGUACACUGGAGUAAAGAGAUGUAUCCUGGAUUUCCCCCUCAUUAAAAUGAAUAAAUAUUUUAAGCAGAUUAACAUUUAACACAA